AAAAAGCAAGUCUUUUACUCUCUGUUUUCAUACACCUGAUAUUGGUAAACAGUAAUUCUGAAUCGAAAACGAGUUUUUAAGACUGGAAAACAACGAAGACCUAAUCACGGUAUGCUGGACGUUAUAUUUAUUUAUGUGAUUUUCUCUUUGUUACAGGUUCUGUCAGCAGAGGACAGUGAAGCCCCAGGCUCUUCACCUCUGAACAGAGCAGCUCUGGCCGAGCUAACCAAUGAGGAGAGUGUGGACGAGAGAUCUCCUUCGUUCGAGCGUAACCGGAACAGCAUGACAUCCGAAUCAUCGUCAAGUUCAUCUAAUGACACAUUAAAGAUGAGAGGAAGCUAUGUACACAUGUCCGCAGAUGAACAAGAUGACGCUUUGAGUGGCCAUUCAUCUCGCUCAUCAGUCACGCUACUUGAGUUAUUGAGAUCAAAGGAUAACGACCUUCGCAAGAUUCUGGAUGAAAAAUCAAAACUGGUUGCUGAACUAAGGGGAUCAAACAUGACAGUAGGAGCCUCCACUAGUGAGAGUCAUGUUAACGGCGAUUCAGUAGAGGCUAGAGACUUAAUUUUGGCAGCAAUUCUUCAAGCGAAUCGUUUAACAGUCGCUGUGAGUGAUGUGUUGAACCCGAACAUAGACGACAUGUCUCGUGGAGUGGGGUCGCUGGGAUAUGGUACAACUCAAGGCGACUUCUCUCCUCAGCAACAACUCGUUUCGUCAACGUCUGUUCUGAAUGAACAGCUUACGACGUUACUUGGAGUCAUCACAGAGCGAGAUAUGGCGAGAGAAAGGUUACGAUGUGACCUUCAGUACGCCAACUCUCAAAUCCAGCGCUUGAAACAGGGACGGUCAUCAUCUCGCCGCACCAGAGAACUUCCUGCUUCCCAGUUCUCUGUUAAUGACGAUCAUUUCUCAUUCUCGGAUUCCCCUCGGCCCAGUUCUCCGACCUCUACCGUCGAUUUAGAUUCAGAUUACGCUCGUUUAUCGGAGACAAGUGAUUAUUUAGCCUCUGAGGACAAUAUGGAGUCGGUUGGGCGUCCUUCAUCGUUUUCAGGGUAUCGAUCCAGAAGCUUGGCCUCCAGUGGGUACCGUUCCUCUACGGCUUCCUCGCGACACACGUGGCGUUCACGUGAUGAAUCUACAACGCAAUUUCGCCGAGGCGGCCGUUCCAAUAACAGGGCCUACUGGAGCGACGAUGGUGCGGAAUACGAGUCACAAUCACAAAUAUAGUUCAGGGUCACUCGCCUCUGCUGCUGUAGCUCAAGUAUAACAAGCGGGAACCACGCACAGGUCGCCUUGUGAGAAAUCAUAAUGAUACAGCUGUUAGACUUGUGACAACAAGCGCAGUUUUUCAUUGUGGUGGACACAUUAAUGGACUGCGUCUUCAAUCACCACAGAGACAUGCAGCGGUAUAUUUUCUAUAGCGUCCGAACAAUUUAACGUCGCAUUUUCAAUUGUCACAGCCUCGAGUAAGCACAAAAGUGUUCAGUCUUCAAGUUUAUUCCAACUAGUUUAUGAAACGUCGAUUUUAAGUCUAGUAACAUUUCUUUUAAGACAUAAUUUUAUGUUGUAGCAAGUAGCCUUUGUAGUGUAGUUUUUUUUAAAUUCUUAAUUUCUGAUUAAUUGUAUCGCACAUGCAGGUCAUGAGGACAACAGCUGAUCAGAUGGUACUCUUAAGUUCUUUACUAGUUCUGUAAGAAAUACGUUACCAGUAGAUUGGAGAAUUAUAGCAUGUUGACAUCAGUACAGAGAAACCAUGUUGGCAAACGGUAGCAAAACGCAACGCAUUUGUUGUUGUGUACAGAAUUUUAAAUUCGUUUAUCUUGGAUCGACAAAGAACUGUCAGGGCCGCUUCAUGUGUGCUUCAAUUGGCUCGAGUUCUUACAGCCUAGGCAAGUGUUGUAUUUGUUUUACUAAGAACCGUCUUUGUUCCGUGGUACAUAAAGUAACAGUAAUUUGUCUAACGUGCUGAAUAUGCCCAGAAUUUGACAUGUGCACUGGGUUUGAUUAUGAGCAAAUUGUCAACGAUCAAAUGAAGACAUUUCUAGAGCCUUAGUCUGAAUUCCUGGUAUUAGAAUUGCCUAGCUGCUGCUGCUGCUGCUGCUAGAUUUUAAGUUCAAAUUAAGCUACACUGCUGUGUGGUCUCUUGUUAUUAUUUCCAGGCGAAUCCCUAACUGCUAUUCGAUAAUCUCGCUAAAGUUGUCGCAAUUAAUUCUAGUGUUUUACUGUUUAUAUAAACAGCUUAGCAG
This is a messenger RNA of Orbicella faveolata, 2246 nucleotides long. Its product is annotated as rho guanine nucleotide exchange factor 11-like. NCBI's taxonomy places the organism in Eukaryota, Metazoa, Cnidaria, Anthozoa, Scleractinia, Merulinidae. The record is from RefSeq and is a predicted model, not a curated record. Gene Ontology annotation, biological process: G protein-coupled receptor signaling pathway. Gene Ontology annotation, molecular function: guanyl-nucleotide exchange factor activity; G protein-coupled receptor binding. Gene Ontology annotation, cellular component: cytoplasm.